CAGGAUGCCGGCAUGUGGACCGACGCCAUCCGCAUCUGUAAGGAGUACCUCCCCAACAAGCUGGGCGUGCUGCAGGAGGAGUACGAGAGGGAGACGUCCCGGAGAGGACUGCAGGGGGGUGAGGGGCUCCUGGAGCAGGCCCGGGAGUGGGAGCAGUCGGGCGAAUACUCCCGCGCCGUGGAGUGUUACCUGAAGGUGAAGGACAGCGCCAACGCCGCGCUGAUGGAGAAGUGCUGCAUGAAGGUAACGACUGUCCGCAGUACGGCGUCCUCGCCUACAAAGGAGGAGAUGUAGGAGGCUUCAUCCAGAAUCCAGAAUCCAGCCCAGCAGCCUCUGCUCCAGCCGGGCUGCCGGGAUGACCUCGGAGCUGUGCCGGCUCUCACAUGGAGGCCAUGGAGUCUCAGAGAUCGAUGAUCCACGGGGAUCAGGAUUAAUCUGGAGCAGCGGCAUCUGCUUGAGGGCGGGGCCAGAGGUCACACUGGUUUGCUGCUGGUGUUUGAGGAAAGAUCACGCUCCUCAGAGUCGAUACUCGACUUCCUGCCGAGAGCUUCCAUUACAGCCGGACGGAGGCGGAACGCUGGGGAGCCUCUCAGAUCCGUGGAAGAAAGUCCUGCAGUUUAUUCAACACCAUGAAAACAUCCCAUAAUAGUAUUCUAAUAAUGACGCCUGGAGUGACAUCACACCACCUGUUUUAGCAUUAC
This is a messenger RNA of Oryzias melastigma (Indian medaka), 701 nucleotides long. Its product is annotated as intraflagellar transport protein 172 homolog. The record is from RefSeq and is a predicted model, not a curated record. Lineage: Eukaryota; Metazoa; Chordata; Actinopteri; Beloniformes; Adrianichthyidae. Bases 13 to 294 code for a protein of 93 amino acids. The transcript is spliced from 2 exons.